Messenger RNA from Fragaria vesca subsp. vesca, 456 nucleotides. Its product is annotated as vignain-like. Gene Ontology annotation, cellular component: lysosome. The coding region runs from base 1 to 456 and encodes 151 amino acids. Gene Ontology annotation, molecular function: cysteine-type endopeptidase activity. The transcript has a single exon. The record is from RefSeq and is a predicted model, not a curated record. NCBI's taxonomy places the organism in Eukaryota, Viridiplantae, Streptophyta, Magnoliopsida, Rosales, Rosaceae.
AUGGAUUAUGCCUUCCAGUUCAUCAUCCGCAACAAAGGCUUGGCAGCUGAAGCAGACUAUCCUUAUGAGGGAGUUGAUGGGAGUUGCGUGAGGAACAAGGAGGAACCUCCUGCAGCCAAGAUCACCGGCUAUGAGGUUGUGCCAGAGAAUGAGGAGGCUUUGUUGAAGGCCGUCGCGAACCAACCAGUCUCCGUUGCAAUUGAUUCCAGUGGAGUUGCCAUGCAAUUUUACUCUAGUGGGGUGUUCACAGGACAAUGUGGAAGUCAAUUGGACCAUGGAGUAACUGCAGUUGGGUAUGGGACAAGCGAUGAUGGUACAAAGUUUUGGCUGGUGAAAAAUUCAUGGGGUAGAAGCUGGGGUGAAGAUGAGUACAUAAGAAUCCAAAGAGAUGUCAAUGUUAAGGGAGGUCUUUGUGGUAUUACUGAGCAAGCUUCCUAUCCUACUGUUGACUUGUAA